AGAGUCAAUAUAUGCAGAUUCAUAAAUGAAAAAUGUAAAAUAAUAUUCACUAAUAAUUGAAAGAAUCUAGUGUAACUAAUCCAAUUUUUAAUCCAAACCAUCCUGUUAAUCUUUCGUAUGAGAACUAUUCAAUCCUAUCCUCGAACAAUUAGUCUUCUCUUCUGAUUAUCUCAACAUCUAAUGCUAAAAAAUUAUCUUUUAAAUUUUAUCACAUUAUUUAUUUUAUUCUACCGAAUAAUCUUAUAUAUAUAAUCAUAAUCAUACUAUUAGAAAGUGUGAACCUAAAAUAUUAGUUAUUAUCUUAAACAGAAGACUAGGAAGAUUAAUGGGUGUAAUACAACCUAAAAUUACUUGACUUUAACAAUUUUUUUAACUUGAUUUAGGGUUGGAUUAAUAAUGAUAUAGAAAUAGAAGAAACAUCCAAACAGUCUAUGUAGCAUAUUUGUAUUAUUUAUUUUUAAAUAAAAACUCAUCAAAAUAAAUUAUUAUUUUAAAAAAAUAUUAUUACCAUAUCAUUUUUUAUAUAUAAUUUUUAUUAAAAAACAAUUGGUGGGGACACCGUGUAUUGUGACUAUGGUUAAUUUCAAGAAAAUUAAAGUGAGAUUUGGCAAUUGUUUUAUUAAUUAUUUUAAAAAUCUUUAUAUGUUUAAUAAUUGAUAAAAAUAUAUAUAUUUUUUAUGUUUUCUAAUUUCCUUUUUAGCUCAAAACAAGCAGGCUUUUAAACAAUUUUUGUAGUCAUGCCAAACAGCUCCUAAAACCCAUAUUGGAGUGAGUGGUAUACACGUACAUGAAGUGAGCGUGAGCUCGAAAGUUCGUUGCUCCACCAUGAGAGAGUGCUUUGAGAUUUGAGCACCUCAGCCAACACAUCCAACGCUUCAACAAGAAUUCACAGAGAGAGAGAGAGAGAGAGAGAGCCCUGCUCUCAAGUCUCAAUUGCAUAGUUUGCAUCUGCAGCACUGAGACAUCCAACAGUAGUCAUGAAAAUUGGGGCAUACCACAAUAGAAACCCUAUGAUAUCUGACCCUAACACCGAGGGAUCCGUUCCCCAUUUUGCCUGGAAUUAUCCUGGAAAUAUCUUUUCUGCAACAAAGAUUGGCUUAAAUCCCUUUCAAGCAAGUCCAAUGGAUCCAAAGCCAGAUCUUUUUACUGCUAUUAGCCUCCACUCUUUUGCCCCAAUGACUGAACCGGCAAAGAAUGAUACCGAGUCUGAGACUAAACCAACCAAGGUUAAAAAAAAGAAGUCCGCAGCAAAAAGUUCAGAUCAAAAUGCACCUAAGGUAUCAAGAACCCAAAAGAAAUCUUCUGCUUCAAAAAAGACUAAGAAACAAUUUGAGCCAGGAACGAAGAUUGAGAGGAAGGAUCCUAACAUGGUUUUCAACGAAGCCAGGUUGGAUUUUUCAGUGGUUCCUCCACCGUAUUGUUCUUGUACCGGUGUUGCUAGAAGUUGCUAUAAAUGGGGUACUGGAGGAUGGCAAUCCUCAUGUUGCAACACGAACAUAUCUGAAUAUCCACUCCCCAUGAGUCCCUCAAAGCCUGGGGCUCGCGUGCCUGGGAGGAAAAUGAGCAUUGGUGCAUAUGGGAAACUUCUGUGUAGACUCGCAGCUGAGGGUCUGGACCUUUCUCAUCCGGUUGACCUCAAGGACCAUUGGGCUAGGCACGGUACGAAUAAGUUUGUCACGAUUAAGACAAUUAAGUGAAGAUCUGAAAAGGUCACGGCUAGGUAUAUGUUGGCUUGUUCAUGUAAAUCAUUUGUCUUUCCUCUUAGAUGUAGUUUCUGCUGUAUGUAUAUUUAGGGCACAUGGGAACACCUUUUUGGGAGCAUACUUAUCCCUAAUAGUAGUAUCUUCUCCUUUCUUGCUUUUAAGCUUC
Molecule: messenger RNA, 1869 nt
Organism: Camellia sinensis
Lineage: Eukaryota; Viridiplantae; Streptophyta; Magnoliopsida; Ericales; Theaceae
Source: RefSeq, a predicted model, not a curated record